Molecule: messenger RNA, 747 nt
Organism: Macrosiphum euphorbiae (potato aphid)
Lineage: Eukaryota; Metazoa; Arthropoda; Insecta; Hemiptera; Aphididae
Source: the annotation of a GenBank genome assembly
AUGGCAGGCCAGAAUCCGCAGCGGGCGGACCCGGGAAGACGGUUCAACCUGAACAACUCCGAUUAUCGACCCGGCAGGUCAACGGUGGCCGACAUCGUACAGGAGCUACUGGACGGCGCCGCAACCAACUUGGUAAUGGCCAGGCGCAUGGCCGGGCGGGCCGCGGGAAUCCCCAUGUGGGAGGAACUGACCAGAACCUGGGAGAUGAGGAACCACCGGUCCAUUAUCAAGAGUACAGCGACCCAGACCUCAGGACCCGAGGAGAUAGGAGGCGCCGUGACGUCGCGAGGGACGCAAACCGAUCCGCCCACAACCGCCGAACCAGGACAGGUGGGGAGGUGGGCCGUAGCGGCAACCGCCGCGGAACUGGUGGCUCACGCAGCGGUGCAGGUAGCACUGGAUCGAGGGGUAGUCACCCAACCGAUAACGACGAGCCGGACGUCCAGGAGCGUCAGGCGGACCACGUACAGCGCCCGACUCCGAUCGCCACAACGGGCCAGGACCCACACCGCAGCCGAGGCAGUGGGCAAAUGGUUACCGAUGUUUCCUCCCGAGUUCCAGGAGGACACCGCCCCGAGAAGGACAAGAAGCGUCCAGACCAAGGCGCAGCGGAAAGCAGUCUCUCAACCGCCAACCCCCAAACCGGAGCCCGAGAAGGAAGAGGUCGAACCAGUGCUGCAGCUCAGCGUGCUCGACGGAGACCUCCCGGACAUCGACCUCCUGAUGGGCGAAAUCAUGAGCGACUAA